This is a messenger RNA of Trypanosoma conorhini, 2235 nucleotides long. Its product is annotated as 200 kDa antigen p200. The transcript has a single exon. NCBI's taxonomy places the organism in Eukaryota, Euglenozoa, Kinetoplastea, Trypanosomatida, Trypanosomatidae. The record is from RefSeq and is a predicted model, not a curated record. The coding region runs from base 1 to 2235 and encodes 744 amino acids.
AUGGAAAGCGAUCACGUGGCCGGGAUUGGCGUCGCCACACGCGAUGAUCCGGAUGUGUCAUGGAACCCCUAUUUUAGUUACAGGGCUGGGUCCUGUGGAAGUGCCACGAGCUUUGGCGAACUGCGGGGUAGCCAAGGCUCCAUUCGGCACGGCAGCCGCCUGAGUUGCCGCUCCAGCGUGCGCGAUGACGCACAUACCCUGGACGAGUCCCGGCGUAAGCAGCGGGUGAUUCGCUACAUGCAGGAGGAACGCGAACGUGCCGCGCGCUCGAAGCUUGAGCGUCUGGAGCAUGACGACUGGAUGAGUUUUCGCGCGCUGGAGCGCUGUGAGCGCAUGCAGUACAUGGACGAUGAGGAGAGGGCCGAGUUUCUCCGGCAGGAGGCGCUGGAAGCCGAACGCGAACGCGUCGCCGCCGAAGAGGCUGCGCGGAGGGCCGCAGAGGCCGCUCUGAAUCGACGCUGCUCCGCGGCGAACGCACGCCCGAGGGUGGAGUCACGGGAGGCGUCGGUGGGGCCGCGUGGCGGGAAGGAGGCCCUUGUCUCCGUUACGCAGAAGCCGGACGCGGCGGCGGCCCGGGCCUCCCCCGCCGAGGGGGUGGAGAGUCCCCAGAAGACGAUGGCGGUGGCCCAAAAGCUCGAGAUGGAACUCCGCUCCCAGCUUCGCCGUGCCCAAGAUGACGCCUCCGACGCCCAAGCCGAGAUUGAAAAAACGAGGCAGAUGCAUCGAACUGUGGAGGAGAGUCUCCUGCGUGAGGUGAAGCGGGCAAAUGACGAGGCUGCCAUGCGCAAGGUCGCCGAGGAGCGCGCAGCGUCUCUGGAAAAGGGAAUAAACGACAUGCGGCGGCGGGUGGCGGAGAUGGCGGAGGAGCUGCGACGACUGAGAGGGGAGGCGGAGGAGGAGCAGGUGAGGUUGGGCGAGAAGGAAGAGCAGCUGAGGUCUCUUCGAGAGCAGCUAAGUGCCGCCCAAAAGGAAAAUGCGGCGUUAGAGGCCACAUGCAAGCAGUUGCGGGCGGAGAAGGACGCGCUGCCGACGCGGGCCCGUAACGCCCUGCCCCCCAAGCCGGCGGAGGGGCAGCGAAAACAACCACAACGAAAGUCAAUUCGCGCAAACAAUUUGGGCGACGCUGUGGCGAAGACGGAGCCCAAGUCCUCGCAGCAGCCUUUGCAGGCCGCGACGAAUCCCUCGCGGGACAACCAGGACGAGGUUCACUCGCUGCGCGGCCAGCUAGAACAGCAGGCAACCGCAUUGAAACAAGUCCGAGAUGAAAAUGCUGCCUUGAAAGACCAUCUACAGGAAGAAACGAGAAUGCGAAGGACGUUUGAAGACCUUGCCACGCAGGCGCACCGCGCCCAGAAUGAUGGUUCCCCGAUAGAGAAGCUGAGGCAGGCGGAGGAAGAGGCAAAGCGGUACAAGGCGGAGGCGGGGGCGGCUCGGCAGGAACGGGAUGAGCUGCGGGCGACGGCGGACAAGGAAAUAGCGUUCCUAAAGGACUGGUGCGCACGCCUGGACGCGCAGUGCAGGCAGCAAAUGCGCGAGCUGCGAGAGCAGCAACCGCACGAUGCGACGCGCGCCCCCCGAACAGAAGACAGAGCAGAACACCUCAGUAGCGCGCGGGCCCCAAGGGACGCGGCAGAAACGACGUCGGCCGGUGAUUCUGCGUUGGUGGAAAAGCUUCAGGCCGAGUUGAAUGAGACGCGAGCACUACUGAAGGAGUCUGAGGAGCAAAAGCAGCGCGCCCUCGCAACGACAGCGUCGCUGAAGCCGAAACAGGGAACUUCCCCCAAGAUUGAUGGGCACAUCAGCUCCGGCGCCCCGAACCAGAUCGGUGUCUUGCCAAAGGCCAACAAGGAGCCGAGGGAGGCGGAGGCAGCGGGGGCGUCGGCGCGAGGUGAGCCGGCAGCCGAGUGGAAUAAAGAGGAGCCACUCCAACGCGCGAACGGCUUGCCACCGCAAGCAGUGGGUCCGGCGGAGGCAAGGCUGCUUCCAGUGCAUGUAGCGAAAGAAAUCGGGGUCGGAGCCGGGACGGCUUCUGUUGCCCCCAACGGGUUUUCAACGGAGUUGGAAGAGCUCCGCGAGCAAUUGGCAUCCCUGCAGCAGGAACUGGAAAAGGAAAGGCAGGCCCGCGUGGACGCCGAGCGGGAGGCCGCCGCGCAGAAGGCACGGGCUGACAAGGAGGCGGCUGCUAGUAUGGGCAAGAAGAAGAAAACGAAGGACAAGGCGAAGUGUCACUGCUAG